GUCAGGAGUACACCUCUUUGCUCGUCCGGCGGGCUAGAUACUACCGCUACAUGAAUCAGUGGAUCUUUCGUAGCUACGACCUCCUGGACGUGGCUGUCAAACGAGCUGCCGCUUUGGACAAGAAAGCUGCGAAGGAGGGUGUGGAUGCGCUGGCCCCACUGUAUGGCUUACCUAUACCCAUGAAAGGAACUGCGGCUGUGGUGGACUUCCCAUCGGGCUGCGGCGUGGGAAUCCUGAGCCAAUACACGCCUGUGAAGAACAGCGAGCUUACAGAUCUGAUCUACAAGCGCAACGGAAUCAUCCUCGGGACUACCAACGUAAGUGAGGACACUGGCGGCUCCACCCGCGUACCAGCCCUCUUCAAUGGCCUCUUUGGCAGCUGGAGAGAUAUCCUCUUCUACGACAGGGCUCUCAUGCAGCAGAGGCACAACGCUGAGGCUUUGCACAACGCAGCACAGAGACUAGUCUGCUGUUAUUCGACAGAAGUUGGUUGCAGCGUUGGGACACCCUUACCUGGUUGGCUUACUUCUAACGGCUCUAACGGAGAUUUCCAGGACAGUCCAACCCUACCAGCAUGGUGUUUGGUCAAGUGCUUCCCUUGUCAAUUGAUUUGUGAAGGCGGGGCCCUUCGCAGCACUAUUCACCCAAGGGGACAAGAUCACAUAGGAUUUCCCGCUGCUUUGGAGCUGUUGUGA
This is a messenger RNA of Symbiodinium pilosum, 695 nucleotides long. The record is from the annotation of a GenBank genome assembly. NCBI's taxonomy places the organism in Eukaryota, Dinophyceae, Suessiales, Symbiodiniaceae.